AUGGCUACUAUAACGAUAGCUCCAGCAACAGACACCUCGGAAGCCUCCCGCCAAGACCAAAAUGUCGAUGUGGAAGACAUACAAUCUAUUGGAACGCCCACAUACUCCGGAGACGAGACCCCACCAUCUCAUGCUGUUAGCAUUUCUCCGCGAUGGAAUGAGUCAAAGACCAUGAUAUGGCGGUUGACCGCUACGUGCUGGUGUGCAUUUGUGAUGGGUGCCAAUGAUGCCGCAUACGGUGCCAUUAUUUCCUCUCUGGAAUCUUAUUAUCAGAAAAGCUAUACUGUCAUUUCGCUGGUCUUCUUAUCGCCAUUUUUCGGUUAUGUUAUUUCCGCAAUUUUGAGCUACUCAAUCCACCAUCGUUUUGGUAGAAGAGGCAUUGCCAUCAUCGGACCUACAUGUCAUCUACUCACAUUCGCAGUUAUAUCUGUUCACCCGCCAUUUCCAGUGCUGGUGAUAAUGUACAUUCUUGUGGGGUUGGGGAGUGGUGUUCAAAACGCCGCAUGGAACGUGUGGAUUGGUAACAUGGCAAAUUCAAACGAAGUCCUAGGAUUUUUUCAUGGAUUUUACGGAGUGGGCGCUACAAUCAGUCCUCUCGUAGCGACGAGCUUGAUUUCAAAGGCGGGCUGGCCAUGGUACUCCUUCUAUUAUCUUAUGACCGGUGCCGCUGCUCUUGAAAUUCUUUACGCUUCAUGUGCAUUUUGGACCGAGACUGGAGCUAAAUAUAGACAGGAAAGCGCUGGCACUACCGUUAGAGGAGGAGCGCUUCACCAGACCCGACUUGCUCUCACGUACAAGGUCACCUGGAUUGUCGCGGUUUUCCUCUUCCUCUAUGGAGGAACAGAAGUGGCUAUUGGAGGAUGGAUCGUUGUGUUCAUGACGGAUGUCCGUCAUGGCAGUGCCUUUGCAUCCGGAAUGACAGAAACAGGCUUCUGGCUUGGCGUCACAAUGGGUCGAUUCGUGCUAGGCUUUGUAUCGCCUCGAAUUGGCGAGAAACUGGCGAUAACGGUCUACAUUCUUUGUGCCAUCGCGCUCGAGCUCAUCUUUUGGCUUGUCCCGGAAUUCAUUGUUUCCGCGGUGGCGGUGUCGCUUGUCGGCUUCUUUUUGGGAACCAUAUUUCCGGGCGUUGUGGUAGUUGCGACGCGUCUUCUACCAAAGAACCUCCAUGUAGCAGCUAUUGGAUUUGCUGCUGCAUUUUCCAUGGGCGGAGGCGCUAUAUUUCCCUUCAUGAUCGGUGCCAUCGCACAAGCGAAGGGGGUGAGCGUUCUUCAACCUGUCCUGCUGGCAAUGUUGGCAGUUGCAUUGGGCAUUUGGUCCACCCUUUUCAGA
Messenger RNA from Penicillium manginii, 1329 nucleotides. RefSeq names its product MFS transporter. The annotation marks the transcript as partial. Gene Ontology annotation, biological process: transmembrane transport. Gene Ontology annotation, molecular function: transmembrane transporter activity. NCBI's taxonomy places the organism in Eukaryota, Fungi, Ascomycota, Eurotiomycetes, Eurotiales, Aspergillaceae. Gene Ontology annotation, cellular component: membrane. The record is from RefSeq and is a predicted model, not a curated record. The transcript is spliced from 3 exons.